This is a messenger RNA of Cercopithifilaria johnstoni, 2044 nucleotides long. NCBI's taxonomy places the organism in Eukaryota, Metazoa, Nematoda, Chromadorea, Rhabditida, Onchocercidae. The record is from the annotation of a GenBank genome assembly.
AGAUGUUGUAUAUAAUAUCAGUAUUGAAACAUUCAUUGAAGUACAUUCAAUCAAAUGGCCAUCAAAGGAAAGCGUUGUAAAAGAAUGCUUAAUGAAAGGAAAAUCAAAGGAAGCAUGUCAUAACUAUGUACGUAUUUUGGCUAAAGAUGAUAAUCAAAGUAUCCUAAUUUGUGGUACUAAUGCAUUUCAACCGAUGUGCCGGAAAUAUGAGCGUGAAACAUAUGAUGAAUAUCGACAAAGUUUAGAAUUUUCCGGACUUGGUAUUGCACCGUAUGAUCCAAAUCAUAAUUCAACAUUUCUUCGUGAUGGUGAUUUAUUAUAUGCUGGAACAGUAUCGGAUUUUUCCGGUGCCGAUCCAUUGAUACAUCGACGAAAUAUUACAAAAAUUAUUGAUUUGGGUAUCCGUACGGAACGAAAUGAUAUCAAAUUUCUGAACGAACCACAUUUUGUUGGUUCAUUUCGAGACAGUGAAUAUGUGUAUAUUUGGUUCCGUGAACAAGCGGUUGAACAUGAAUCGUGUAAUGAUGGUGCUAUAUAUUCUCGUAUUGCUAGGCUUUGUCGAUUAGAUAAUGGUGGUCCAAGGCCUUAUUCGAAUGAAUGGACAUCAUUUGCAAAAGCUCGAUUAAACUGCUCCAUACCAGGCCAUUAUCCGUUUUACUUCGAUCAGAUAGAAGCUAUUGCACCACCGGUAAAUAGCUUUUAUUCAUCGGAGAUGAAACAAUUAGUCUAUGCGGUAUUUCGUAGUCCAUUAGCUGGUAUCUCAUCAUCAGCCAUUUGUGCUUUUGAUAUUCAACAAAUUAACAACGUUUUCUCACAAUCAAAAUACGGCGAUCGGAGCAAUUUGCAAUCACUGUGGAUGAGCGCAUUUUAUAGUGACACAUCAAAAUAUCGACCCGGUAAAUGCACAAAUAAUUCCCGAUUGCUACCGGAAGAAGCGGUAGCAUUUGCGCGAGCUAAUCCGUUAAUGAAUGAAGCUGUACCAAAUUAUUUUGGUGCACCAAUAGCAAUACAUACGGGAUUGGAUCAUUUUACACAGAUUGUUAUUGAUCCUCAGGUAAAAGCCAUUGAUGGUCAUUUGUAUGAUAUUAUAUUUAUUGGUACCAAUCAAGGUAAUGUUUUCAAAAUGGUGAAUUUGGCCGGUAUCAAAGCUAUCACAAUGCAACCAUCCUAUCAUAUCUGCACAUUUGAAAUUAUUAAUGAACCAAUUCGAAAUAUGAUGCUAUAUCAGGGAAAUAUCGGGGAUUUAUCUGUUGAACGAUAUCUUAUAGCUGUAAGUGAACGAUCUGUUGCACGUGUUCCACUUGCGCAAUGUAAUCGAUUUAAUACGUGUACCGAUUGUGUUGCCUUACGUGAUCCACAUUGCGCAUGGGAUUUAGAAGCUAAGAAAUGUGUAAUGUUAAAUAAUAAUUCAAAUGGGAUAUAUGAACAAGAAGUGAUAACAGGUCAAUCAGAAGGUUGUGGUACCUUAACCGAACAUCAGCAUUUCUUCAAUCCUGAUAUUGCACCAUCGAUUGUUGCUAAAAAUGAGGAAUCUUUACAAGAUGUAUCAUAUAUUCUUCCAUCAUCAAAUUCUCCAAUAAUCAAUAAAAAUUGUACAUGUGAAGAGAAAAAGCCAAUUCCGGCUUGUGCUUCCAGUAGUGGUAAUUCAGGUUCAUUCGGUGUAAUAGCAGAAUCCACCGCAUAUUCAUUCCUUGAUCAUAGUUUUUUUAUACCAAUACUUUGUGCUACCACUGCAACAUUGGCAAUAUUUUUCGGUUUUUUUGUUGGAAACUUAUAUUGCCAUUGGAAAUUACCAAAUAAAGCAAAGCCUUCACCAUGUGAAUCAUUUAGUACCACAACUCCUCAACCUGUUUAUGGUACCAGAUUAUCAUCAUCAUUGAGUAUUAUUAAUGCAUAUGAAUCAAUAACAAAAUUUAGCGGAGCUAUUCCACCACGAUCUGACUCACCCAUAUCACUUGUGGUGGAAGAUUUAUCACAUUCAUCAUCAUUUGUGGAGAAAUUAAAACAAUCAAAAAAUCAUCGCUCCAAUCAAAUUUAUUUGUAG